Molecule: messenger RNA, 922 nt
Organism: Rhinichthys klamathensis goyatoka
Lineage: Eukaryota; Metazoa; Chordata; Actinopteri; Cypriniformes; Leuciscidae
Product: transmembrane protein 238-like
Exons: 1
Coding region: 141-611 (156 amino acids)
Source: RefSeq, a predicted model, not a curated record
AUCAUCUGUAAAGGUGUGCGUCAUGUUUCACGCAGUGUGUACUUUUAGCACUAGUUUUCUUUAGAUGGAUCUGAAUAGACGAGCUGGUGUCUAGCGAUAUAUGUUUCAAUAAAAAGGGACACCAAUAUAAAAUUACGGAUAUGGAGAAAAAGUAUCCAGGAGUUGGACGUUGUAAAUGUGCCUUUUGGUUUGCUGUUUUUCAUGACAUUUUUGGACUUUUUGUCCUCCUAGCUGGGGUGUUUUGGGACAUCUUUUUCCAUGACUUUUUAAUAUACGCUGGAGCUGUGAUCAUUUUCCUGAGUCUUAUCUGGUGGGUGUUUUGGUACACUGGGAAUAUUGAAGUGCCUCCUGAAGAGCUGGAGGAUGACAUUGCUCAGUACAAACGCACUAAAGGAAUUUCAGGCGUUAUGCGUAAAGUCUCAAGCAGGCUUUCCAACGGACUGAGGAAUUCCCUCAGGAGAAAUGGAAGAAUCAACACUCAGCCUGGAGGCUCUCAUGAAAACCGCACGGCCAGGGCAGAUCAACCUGUUACCAUUGCCAUGAGCUCCUAUCUGAAUACACAGCCAACUGAGACGACCAACCACCUGAACCGAGAUCCUUUAGUGAUAUAACAUAGUACAGGUAAUGCUAAUAAUACCCUAAAGGUGUUUUAAAGAAUACAAACUUGUAUAAUGCAAUGGAAACUAGCCAUCUUUCAUGUUAUCAUCUAUAAGCAUGAUCUUUUUUUAUUUUCGUUUGACUUUGUUAAUCAUUUAUAGCAUUCUGGUCUUUAGGUGGAAUCCUAUUGGCCAGGACAGAGAAUCAAAUAAGACUUAUCUUUUAUACCACACAGCAAACUUUGCUCGACUUUGAGUGUCAGGCUCUGAUUUGCAUCUUUAUUCCCAGAGUGCUCUGCUGGAAGACCCUCCUCUCCACAACUGCA